ACACAGUCCAGACACUUGGAGCUGAACUUAAUCUUCAAGUCCGUAUUCAGCAACUUAGCAACAGAAAUCAGUCACUGAGAAAUAUCGCGGAGGACUUUUGCCACCCAGCCACCACAACUACAACCUCCAUCCACUUAAAAGAUAGAGAAGAGAAAACUCUCAAACAUGAUUUGCUUGUGGUUCCUAUCUCUUCUUGCUUAUGGACUUACAAUACUGCAGGGGGUGAAUUGUUGGACAUACCAUUAUUCAGACACAAACAUGACCUACAGGGAAGCAGAGCUGUGGUGCAAAAAGAGGUAUACUAACAUGGUUGCCAUUCAGAAUAAGGAUGAAAUCAACUAUCUCAAUAACUUCUUACCCUUCAAUCCGGGUUACUACUGGAUUGGAAUCAGAAAAAUUAAUGAGGUAUGGACCUGGAUUGGAACUAACAAAGAACUAACAGAAGAGGCAGAAAACUGGGCUUCAGGUGAGCCAAAUGGCAAAGGGAACAAUGAAGACUGUGUUGAAAUCUACAUCAAAAGAGGGAAGGAUGAUGGCAAAUGGAAUGAUGAACAGUGUGAAAAAAAGAAGGUCGCCUUGUGCUACACAGCUUCUUGCAAGCCAUCUCUCUGCAGUAGCCGUGGAGAAUGCAUAGAGACUAUUAACAAUCACACUUGCCAUUGUAACCCUGGAUUCUAUGGGCCUGAAUGCGAGUUUGUUGAGAGUUGUGAUCCACUAAAGAAACCUGAUCAUGGGAGCCUCCAGUGCAACCAUCCAUUGGAGAACUUCAGCUACAACUCAUCCUGCACAGUUCAGUGUGAGGAAGGCUAUGAACUGACUGCAUUGGAAUCUGUAUACUGUACCUCUUCUGGGGUCUGGUCUGCCCCCCUUGCAGCAUGCAAAGCUGUGACCUGUCCUGCCUUAGAAAUGCCUGCUCAUGGUGCUGUGAACUGCUCCCAUCCCUCUGUGGAGCUCACCUGGGGUACCACCUGUGAGUUCACCUGUGAGGAAGGAUUUGCCCUGACAGGACCAGCCACACUGCAGUGUGGGUCUUCUGGGGCCUGGGACAGGCAGCAGCCAUCCUGUGCAGCUGUGAGAUGUGAGGCUGUAACCUGGCCAGAAGAAGGCUUUGUGACCUGUGACCACGCUCCUGCAGAUCUCACCUAUCGCUCGCGUUGUGAGUUCCACUGCAGCGAGGGCUACGUUCUGGAUGGCCCAUUCAGUAUUGAGUGCACGGCACAGGGACAGUGGUCAGAGCCAGUGCCAAAAUGCAAAGCUGUGACCUGUCCUGCCUUAGAAAUGCCUGCUCAUGGUGCUGUGAACUGCUCCCAUCCCUCUGUGGAGCUCACCUGGGGUACCACCUGUGAGUUCACCUGUGAGGAAGGAUUUGCCCUGACAGGACCAGCCACACUGCAGUGUGGGUCUUCUGGGGCCUGGGACAGGCAGCAGCCAUCCUGUGCAGCUGUGAGAUGUGAGGCUGUAACCUGGCCAGAAGAAGGCUUUGUGACCUGUGACCACGCUCCUGCAGAUCUCACCUAUCGCUCGCGUUGUGAGUUCCACUGCAGCGAGGGCUACGUUCUGGAUGGCCCAUUCAGUAUUGAGUGCACGGCACAGGGACAGUGGUCAGAGCCAGUGCCAAAAUGCAAAGUUGUACAGUGUGAACCACUGAGCUCUCCUGAGAAAGGCUCUAUGGAUUGCUCACAUGGUGCUGGGAACUUCACGUACAACACAGCCUGCCACUUCAGCUGUCUAGAAGGACGGAGGCUCAAUGGUUCUCAUGUUCUUGAGUGCAAUCAUUCAGGAAACUGGAGUGCCAGUCUGCCCACAUGUGAAGCUUCUGAACAAGUCAGCUAUGUCUCUGUGGGCAUUGCAGCCACAAGUGCCUCUCUGUUGUCCAUGGCAUCAUUCCUCCUUUGGCUUGCAAGACGUUUCCGAAGAAAAGCAAAGAAAUUUACUCCUUCCAGUAGCUGCCAAAGCCUAACCACUGAAGGUAGUUUCCAAAGUGCUGGCCAGAAUGUCUAACUCUGGGUGUUUCAGGAAUUGAAGCCUUCUUUACUUAUGUCUCAGAGAUUUCUGGAGAAUGAAACUGCAUGCAAAUCAGCAGCUGUCCAGAUGUUUUUACCUCUUGCUGACAAGAUGAUUGACCUUGUGUAUUGUUCAGAAAUUUUGAAUUCAAGCUGUCUGGUAUUUCCAUUGAAGACAAGCACAGAGUAAAACUCUGGCCUUCUGGCAAAAUACUGUCUAUAUUCAGUCAUGUAGUUAUCAUAACUGGGAGCUUGCCAUCUCUUGUCCAGAUGGUGAGCAAAUAGUAAGCUGCUGCCUAAAGAGGAGGCUGGUUUCUCCUCUGGUCUACUCAAAGGUACCUAGGUGAGGUGAAGACAUGCGUUAUUUCACAUCACUUACUACACUGCUGGAGAUGUCUUCUCUGGAGUCGUAUGGGUUAUACUUGCAGAACAGAGUAAUUGGGAUGAAAAAAUAUUCAUUGAAUAGCUUUGAAACCAUUGAUCUGGUUUGUUGUCGAAGUCAGUUUAUUUUAAGAGGAUGUCCUAGUCCAUAAAUAUGCCUGUAAUGAUAUGGGCCAUUAUUUGGGUUUCUGCUGCAUGUCCCAGAAAGCUUAGGGACUUUAAACUUUUUUUUCCUUUUUUUUUUUUUUUUUUUUUUGUAAUAGCACUAGGAAUUGUAGUGCAUAUACUAGGUACUCUGGUUUCUGAAUGCAGCAAGUAGAUCUGAAAUGAUCUUAUCCCUGUGGGAUUAUGCACUGUAAUACAGGUGUAUACAUAAAUAUUUAAUUGUGCAAUUUUUACUGUGGAUAUUUCUGUGCUAUUAACUGUAAAUGUAUUGUAAAAUACUUGUUCCUGAGUAGGUCUGUGGCCAUUGAUCUGGGCCCAGGUAAUUUUAAAAUAAUUCAGAGGUGUUUGUAAGGAUUUCAUGCCUGCAUAUGAUUUACAAAUAAAAUGGAAGCCUGAGAUUUGUGUAUAUAUAUUGCAAGUAUGAUUUAUUAUGCUGUUAAAGGACUUCAAAUGAGAAAGUCUUUCUUAAGUUAUGUUUAAGUUAUAAUCAUAAAUUAAAAAUCUCUGACAUAGAAUCUG
Messenger RNA from Harpia harpyja (harpy eagle), 3068 nucleotides. It is a transcript of the gene SELE, whose product is annotated as selectin E. The record is from RefSeq and is a predicted model, not a curated record. The transcript has 14 exons. Gene Ontology annotation, biological process: leukocyte tethering or rolling; response to cytokine; heterophilic cell-cell adhesion. The coding region runs from base 166 to 2001 and encodes 611 amino acids. Gene Ontology annotation, molecular function: sialic acid binding; oligosaccharide binding. NCBI's taxonomy places the organism in Eukaryota, Metazoa, Chordata, Aves, Accipitriformes, Accipitridae. Gene Ontology annotation, cellular component: membrane; external side of plasma membrane.